UCGGCGCAGACGUCCGGGGUGACGCAGAUUUCGCGGUGCGUCAAGUACCCGGCCACGGGCGACGGCGAAGGGGACGCGUGGGGUAGCGGCGACCGCAUGGUGGCGCACUGGUCCCUUCCGGUGGAGCUCUCGUGCGUCGCCGACUGCGUUCCGCCCCCCGCCAAGCACCCCGUCGUCUACUUUCAGGUUUCCUCCUACGACGAAUGGGACAGGUACAGGUGCGAGGGAUACGGCCACCUCAACCUCGGUGCCCUGCCCGUCGGCACCUGCACCAAGGUGAUCAAGACGUGGAAGGCUGGCGGCACCAUCGCCGACCGCGUGGCGAGCCAAUUCGUGGGCGGAUCGCCGGAGAUUGGCGACGUAUCCUACGCCGGCGUCCCGGCGGAUGCAAAGGACAAACCCGUGCACUCUCGCCUCGGCUUCGUCGCCGAUUCGUCGGGCGAGAUUAAGGUUCGCGUGAACAUCGUGACGCAGACGAAGGGCGACGCCAGCGCGGGCGCGAAAAAAGGUCUGGGUUUGCUCAAGAACCUGCUCGGCAAGGGACCCGGCGAUAAGGGCGGAGACGGUAAAGGAGCGCGGGAACGGUACGAGAAGAAGGAGGCUGUCGAGGACGUCGUGUCGCGCGCCCGGGCUCGACUCGCGGAGGCGAGGGCGCAGAAUCGGCAAAACCCGGCCGCGGCGCCGAGGGCCAUGCUGCUGUCGAGGAGGGAGGCGGAGGCGAGGCCGGCGCCGGCGCAGCCGGCGCCUUACGCCUACGCAGGCGCCGCCGCUCCAGCCUCCGGUUCGGGAGCCGCCGGUUCAGGAGCCGGAGUCGCGGAUGCCGUGGCGCGGGCGCGAGCGAGGGUCUCGGGGGGAUCCGCGCCGCCUGACGGGUCGGCGCCCGGUUCGACGUCCGUCCCCGUCCCGGCCGUCCCCGUCCCCGAGACGCCAGCUCCCAACAUGGCGUCGCCGCCGGCCGCGCCCGCGGCGCCCGCGGUGGAGAGCAUCGACGACGACGGAACCGUGUCGUCGCUCGGGCCCGACGGAGGCGCGGGUGGUCUGAUGCGCGCGUUCGACACGGCGGCUUCGGCUGAAAACGUCGCGCCGGUCGCGAACGUCGUCGGGACGGAGUCGAAGGGUCCGGUCGCGGCGGACGUCGUCGGAGCCGCGUCCGCGCCGUGAGGAUCGUGACGUCGGAGACUGUGAAUACAAGACGUUGUUUAACACGCCUCGGAGAUUG
Molecule: messenger RNA, 1219 nt
Organism: Micromonas commoda
Lineage: Eukaryota; Viridiplantae; Chlorophyta; Mamiellophyceae; Mamiellales; Mamiellaceae
Exons: 1
Coding region: 97-1161 (354 amino acids)
Biological process (GO): cilium assembly
Cellular component (GO): MKS complex
Source: RefSeq, a predicted model, not a curated record